Molecule: messenger RNA, 900 nt
Organism: Naumovozyma dairenensis CBS 421
Lineage: Eukaryota; Fungi; Ascomycota; Saccharomycetes; Saccharomycetales; Saccharomycetaceae
Exons: 1
Coding region: 1-900 (299 amino acids)
Biological process (GO): vesicle fusion; exocytosis; intracellular protein transport
Cellular component (GO): plasma membrane; SNARE complex; endomembrane system
Molecular function (GO): SNAP receptor activity; SNARE binding
Source: RefSeq, a predicted model, not a curated record
AUGAGCUAUAAUAAUGAUCCAUUCAGAGAUGAUUCUAAUCCUUAUGAUGAAGAAAGUUUCGAAAUGAACAAUAACAACAAUAUAACUAGUAGUAAUACCCAGGAUCAUUCUUCUUCUUCAGAUUUCAUCACAUUUAUGAACACGAUAAACCAUAUCAAUCAAAAAUUAAAUACAUACGAAUCAUUAAUAAACCAAAUUGAUCGUUACCAUAAUAAUCUUUUAAUAGAAGUCAAUGGGGAUAAUUCUAUAAAUAUGAGAAAUGAAUUAGAUAAUUUAGUCUCUCAAGCAUCUGAUUUACAAUAUCAAUUAAAAGAUGAAAUUAAAAACAGUCAAAGAUUAGGAUUAAAUGAUAUAAAUAAACAAACUCAAGCUGAAAAUUCAAGACAAAAAUUCUUAAAAUUAAUUCAAGAUUAUAGAAUUAUAGACUCUAAUUAUAAAGAUGAAAAUAAACAACAAGCAAUGAGACAAUAUAAAAUUGUUCAACCAGACGCAACGGCGGAAGAAGUGGAAAAUGCGAUAAAUGAUGUUGGGGGUCAACAAAUCUUUUCUCAAGCUCUUUUGAAUGCAAAUAGACGUGGAGAAGCAAAGACUGCAUUAGAUGAAGUUCAAACAAGACAUCAAGAAUUAUUAAAAUUGGAAAAAUCAAUGGCUGAAUUGAAUCAAUUAUUUAAUGACAUGGAACAAUUAGUUCUGGAACAACAAGAAGUUAUAGAGACUAUAGAUCAAAAUGUUGAAGCAGCUCAAGAAGAUGUAGAACAAGGGAUUGGUCAUACAACUAAAGCAGUGAAAAGUGCAAGAACAGCUAGAAAAAAUAAAAUAAGGUGCUAUAUUAUUUGUGCCUUAAUUGUAGCAGUUGUAGUAGUGGUUGUGGUAGUACCAUCUGUUGUUGUCAACCGUUAA